Molecule: messenger RNA, 153 nt
Organism: Aspergillus melleus
Lineage: Eukaryota; Fungi; Ascomycota; Eurotiomycetes; Eurotiales; Aspergillaceae
Exons: 2
Coding region: 1-153 (50 amino acids)
Source: RefSeq, a predicted model, not a curated record
AUGGAUCCCGAUCACGACGCGAAGUUCCCUCUCCACGAGGCUGCCCGGGAGGGCAAAACUCAAACGGCUGAAUCCCUCGUGAACGUCAGUGCCCGCAAACUGCCCCGCAUCCAUCCGCCGCAGCUGUCUCCAGCUAACGGACAGCACCGAUAA